Anopheles funestus (African malaria mosquito) is the source of this 2205-nucleotide messenger RNA. RefSeq lists its product as uncharacterized. The transcript is spliced from 3 exons. Lineage: Eukaryota; Metazoa; Arthropoda; Insecta; Diptera; Culicidae. The record is from RefSeq and is a predicted model, not a curated record. The coding region runs from base 726 to 2147 and encodes 473 amino acids.
UUGAGGUCACGCCGGCCAUUUCUGGCUUACUAGACUUGUUUAACCAUAUAGUCGGAUAGUCAGUCCUUGCUACGGAGAAACGGUCCGGAUGGGAUUUGAACUCGGUCCUGCCGAGUUGUAUGGUAUAUUUGCCUUAAUUUGCCGUUUUAUGUUAUCCACGAAGUCUUAAUGUAACUGCUGUAAGUGAUGGUUGAAGACCGUCGUUUAUAGGUCAUGAUAGGGUCGGAUAUCGGUUUUUGGCUAACUGGGUGUAUGGGUGUCUUUUCAUCACUGCAAACGGUACUGAAACAAGUAUCGAUGAGUUUUUGUUUCAUGUCUCCACGCAAAAACUUGUUACAGAAACAUCCCAAACACUCAAUUUUUUUUUCUCCAACAGAGUAAUACAUCAUCUAAAAAUGCCACUUAUUUUGGCUUUAAUUAUUUGCAUAUUCAUGAAGAAAAAAAUUCUACACCUAUACAUAGAAGUUUGAUUAUAAUAGCACAAUAAUAAACUAUUCGUCGGUUGACAAUCAUUUGUUCCUCAUCCUCACGAUUACUCAUAAUGAUGAUGGCGUAUACGAAAAGUACCGCUAUACGCACACACAAUGAAACGUCCUUGACAGAUCAUUAUGCAGAUCGGAACAGCUGGACAAGUCCCUGGUAUCGGCAAAGUGUGUAACUAUCUUACUAAUUUCGAAGCGAACAACACAAGUGGCACAACAAAUUAGCAACCCAAAUCGACAACAAUGAGCCACAAUCUGUGGGACGAAACAUUUCCCGUCAGCUUGCUGAUCGAGUUCGACGAGCUGGACGAUGAGAUUCCCAUCAGUCCGGAACUUCCAAAACGUCAUCCACCGGAAAGCUUCUUGCGGGAUCGAACAACGCUAUCCGGCGGUAAAGGUAUCGUAACUGAUAAGAUCAACGACGAUCGUAACGGAUCGCACAUGGUGAUAUCGGGUUCGUCGAACACGUCCAGCGGUCAUUCAUCACUGUCGACCGAAGGGGAAAACCGAAGUGCCUCGAGUGAUCGCGAUACAAGCCGCGAUUUAAGCAAAAGACAGUCGAUAGACGUCGGUCCCGGGGCGUUGCUGCUGCUUGGCGAUCAGCGGACAGACAAAUCGAUGCUGAAGGUGCGAAAAAUUCGCCGCUCGAUGGAGAGUUUGCUCCAGAACCAGGGAGCGGUGGGACGUAUAAAGACGGCAUCUCCUUUGCACAGUGGAACCGGUCUUACGAUGGGUGGCAAAGGAUUGGGAGGCGGAAGUGCUGGUAGUGUUAGUGUGGGCAGUAUUGGUGCUACCACACAGCAGCAGCAUCAGCACUAUCAUCGUCACCGAUCGAAGUACGCGCACGUACAGAGCAAGGUUAAGCAGAUGAUCGAUGAAAUGAAACCACCAACCAACCGGGAUCGGAAGACGCUCGUGCGCCACAAAUCGAUGCCGGAAACGUCGCAAACCGUCGAAUUGAAAGAUGAGGAGGAUGAAACACUCGAGCAGGAAAAUGAUGUUGAAGUUCUACGGUCAGUUGUGCGCGAGAUGCGACUACACAUGGGCAGCCUGGAACAGCAGCAUAGCGUCUACCGUACGGACUUGUUCAACGAGCUGGCUACACUGAAAUGCAAGAACAGUGCACUGCGCAUGGAGAACGAUCAUCUGCUCGAGCAGGAGCGUGCUCGCGAGCAGCGCCGGCAGCUGCUACGUGAACAGCAAACGGCCGGCUCCUGCUACGGUAGCCAGUCAUCGCUCUGUAAGGCAUCCGUCGGUAGUACCUGCACGGUUGGCACCCAAACCAGUCCAACCCUAGCGGAUGAUCAUGAGUCACAGUUUGAGUUUUUGCUCGCUAGUCCACCGCCACAAACGUGCUCCUCGACAAUCAAACCCGUAGUGGUGGGGGGGUGCGAGUUUUCACCCGACUACGAGCAGCUACUGCCAAUGCUUGAUCGCGACAGCGGUGGAUCGUCCGCGUUUGGGGCUGAAAUCCGCCAUCGAGAUAUACGACGUACACCGUCCAUCCGUUCACCGACCGGUCGGCGGUCCGAGUCGGCUCAGGCACAGGACUUCGCAACUAGCCCAACGUGUCACGACUGCCGGCGAAGGAAAAAGAAGCGCAAAUCGCGUAAGCAAAAGCUCGCCAGCUUGUUUUGCAUCCGGCAUCAUGAUGAGUCGCUGUAGGGAAUGAUUGUCCUUGGAAUUUUCGUUUCUGCUUCCCCUUCCUCAACCAAUCCUUUUU